UAAACCAUCAUCAUCGCAGUGCGCAGUGAGAAAGUAUGGACAGUCAAAUAAUAGGAAUAGUCAAUAAGUUACAAGACGCUUUCACAAACGUCGGUAUCCCAAAUCCAAUAGAUUUACCACAAAUUACAGUUAUUGGAUCACAAUCUAGUGGUAAAUCAUCCGUUUUGGAGAAUAUCGUCGGUAGAGACUUUCUCCCACGUGGCACUGGUAUAGUCACCAGAAGACCUCUCGUUUUACAACUUAUCAAUAGACCUGCAACUUCCAAAAAGGAUGAUAAUGAACAACGUACGAAUGAAAAUAACCCAGAUGAAUGGGGUGAAUUCCUUCACUUACCGGGUGAAAAGUUCCACGAUUUUGAUAAGAUUAGGGAUGAAAUCGUCAGAGACACAGAAUUAAAAACAGGUAAAAAUGCAGGUAUUUCACCAUUACCAAUCAAUUUAAGGAUCUUUUCACCAAAUGUACUCACUUUAACGCUCGUUGAUUUACCUGGUAUGACCAGAGUACCUGUCGGUGAUCAACCAAGGGAUAUUGAAAGACAAAUACGUGAUAUGCUUUACAAAUUCGUUAGCAAGCCUAAUGCUGUCAUUUUAGCUGUCACAGCAGCCAACACUGAUCUUGCAAACUCUGAUGGUUUGAAAUUAGCCAGAGAAGUCGACCCAGAAGGUACAAGAACCAUUGGUGUUCUUUCAAAAGUAGAUUUAAUGGAUGCCGGUACUGAUGUCGUUGACAUUUUAGCCGGUAGAGUUAUACCACUUAGGUUGGGAUACGUUCCUGUUGUCAACAGAGGUCAACGUGAUAUCGAACAAAAGAGAGCUAUCUCAUCUGCGUUAGAAACCGAGAAAUCGUUCUUUGAAAAUCACAACAGUUAUAGAUCAAAAGCUCAAUACUGUGGUACACCAUUUUUGACCAGAAAGUUGAAUAUGAUUUUGAUGCAUCAUAUCAAAUCAUGCUUACCAGAUAUCAAAGCAAAAAUUUCUGCUAGCUUGGCUAAAUUCCAAGCUGAAUUACAAAGCUUAGGUGGUGCACAUGGUGAAGGAAACGGUGCAAAUGUUGUAUUGACAGUUAUUACUGACUUCUGCAAUGAAUUCAGAACUGUAAUCGAUGGUAACACGCAUGACUUAUCACUUCAAGAAUUAUCAGGUGGUGCUAGAAUUUCCUUCUGUUACCACGAGUUGUUUAACAACGGUGUCAAAUCAAUUGAUCCAUUCGACCAAGUCAAGGAUGGUGAUAUUAGAACUAUCCUCUAUAACUCAUCUGGAUCAACACCAGCAUUAUUCGUUGGUACAACUGCAUUCGAAAUCAUCGUCAAGCAACAAAUUAGAAGAUUAGAAGAACCUGCAAUCAAGUGCUGUGCACUUAUCUACGAGGAAUUGAUUAGAAUACUCAGUCAAUUACUUGGUAAGAUUCAAUCAUUCAAGCGUUACCCAGCACUCAAGGAGAGAUUCAACUCUGUUGUCAUUGCUUCAUUCAAGAAAGCGAUGGAACCAACACAGAAGUUGGUUACCGACAUGGUCAACAUGCAAGCAUGUUAUAUCAACACCACUCACCCAGAUUUCUUAUCAGGACACAAGGCAAUGGCACUUGUAACAGAACGCCAACAGCAAGCUCAAAAGGCACCACCACCAGCUGUUGAUCCAAAGACCGGUAAGUUGGCGCCAGGAGUGCUCAACAAUAACCGUGAUUUGGAUGUCGACACAAAGAAAGAAGAACCAUCAUUCUUUGGCAGCUUCUUCUCAAAGACAGGUGCAGGCGCUCAAAAGAAGAAAUCAGGUCCAAUUAUGGAAUCACCUCCACCACAAAUUAGACCACAAUCUGCGCUCAAUGAUAGAGAGGCAUUAGAAACUGAAGUUAUUAAGAUGUUGAUAACAUCAUACUUCAAUAUCGUAAAGAGAGAAAUGAUUGAUAUGGUUCCAAAAGCAAUCACAUACACACUUGUACAAAAGUCGAAAGAUCAACUACAAAGGGAAUUGCUUCAAGAGCUCUACAAGAAUGAAGUGCUUGACGACUUGAUGAAAGAAUCUGACUUUGUCGUACAAAGAAGGAAAGAGUGCAUAAAGAUGGUCGAAGCACUUAACAAAGCGGAGGAAAUUAUAUCAACUGUUUAACAUUAUUUUUUACGUACUGAUUUUCUGUUUUUUUGAAUACCAAAUAAAUUUUUCAUCAUUUU
Wallemia mellicola CBS 633.66 is the source of this 2167-nucleotide messenger RNA. RefSeq lists its product as hypothetical. Gene Ontology annotation, biological process: peroxisome organization. Gene Ontology annotation, molecular function: GTPase activity; GTP binding; microtubule binding. Gene Ontology annotation, cellular component: microtubule; membrane; peroxisome. The record is from RefSeq and is a predicted model, not a curated record. NCBI's taxonomy places the organism in Eukaryota, Fungi, Basidiomycota, Wallemiomycetes, Wallemiales, Wallemiaceae. The transcript is spliced from 8 exons. The coding region runs from base 36 to 2105 and encodes 689 amino acids.